AUGGCAGAUCUCAUGUGGUUAGACAAUGUGUCCAAGGUGCAACUAGUCUCCUUCGCGCAGAGUCUGAGAGUUGACCACAUACGCACAACGCGGGAGAUUCGUAAGCGCAUAACUAUAUUGGCAGCCAAGGUGCGCGAAAACCCAGAAAUAGAGGAAAAAAUUUUAAAAAUGGAAGCUGCAUACAAAGCAAGUGAGAUCGAUUCACGAAACGAAGGUGAUCAGAAGACAACACUCCCACCAGAGCAAGACAGAGGGACCGCGAGCACUCUCGCGGAAUCAUCACGGCUACAGCGGCCACCAAUGAGCAGGCUAUUUCAACAGAACCACAUGGUCACAUUCGCACCUAUCAUCGACCAGGUGAGGAAGUGGUCCGUGAAAUACGACGGUGGGCGAGAUCCAUUAGCGUUCGUCGAGCGAUUGGAAGAGCUCUCCGAAGUUUACAUGAUAAACGUUGACAUCCUUCCGAGAACCAUGCCCGAAUUACUGCGCGGUAACGCUCUCCAAUGGUAUCGCAACAAUAAUGAACAUUGCAAGAGUUGGUCCACUUUCAAAAAGGACUUUCUGCGUUUUUUCUUACCAGCACGAUACUUCGAACGCCUUGAAGAUAACAUACGGCAACGUAAACAACACGUACAAGAAAAAUACAAGGACUACGUUCUGGCUAUGCAGAACUUAAUGCGAAAAGCUGGGUAUAAUCCGGAGGAGCGACUGGAGAGAAUUUUUCGAAACAGUCACACCGAUUAUCUGCUCUACAUUCGGCGGCGAGACUUCGAGACUCUAGCCGAACUCAUCACAGACAGAGGAGUACGAAGGGAUAUAUGA
Bactrocera latifrons is the source of this 822-nucleotide messenger RNA. RefSeq lists its product as uncharacterized. The record is from RefSeq and is a predicted model, not a curated record. The coding region runs from base 1 to 822 and encodes 273 amino acids. Lineage: Eukaryota; Metazoa; Arthropoda; Insecta; Diptera; Tephritidae. The transcript has a single exon.